Homalodisca vitripennis (glassy-winged sharpshooter) is the source of this 2393-nucleotide messenger RNA. RefSeq lists its product as uncharacterized. Bases 670 to 1620 code for a protein of 316 amino acids. Lineage: Eukaryota; Metazoa; Arthropoda; Insecta; Hemiptera; Cicadellidae. Gene Ontology annotation, molecular function: protein binding. The transcript has 9 exons. The record is from RefSeq and is a predicted model, not a curated record.
UAUCUUCAGUCCGGUGCUAGCGUUGUAGUAAAUAUACACACAACGAACGAAUUGAUAAAGGUUUUUCUCUUUAGCCGAGACGCUUAUAGUGUUUAAUUAAUUUAUGGAUAUAUUGUGAAUUGUAUGUAUAGGGUUAUAUAGAUUAGAAUGUCAUUGAUACACCUCCGAUAAUUGUGAUAAAAUUACUAUUGUGACUAAGCAGACUACACUAAAAAGUAUGGAUGAAAAUAAAUCAAAUGGCUUGCUAUCAUCAAGCUCUAAAUCACUUGAAGCCAAUAUUUUGAAUUUGCCAUGGGAAGUAAUGCAGUACAUUUUUUGUCUUCUUGAUGGCAAAAGUUUGAUAAUGUGUAAACGUGUUUCCAAAUCUUGGAAAGAGCACGUUCAUUAUUUAGAAAAGAAAGUAUUAUAUUGGUAUAACCAUUGCAACAAAGAAAUUCCAGCUGGAGCACAAUUUGAUCUUCUAGAUCAUAUCUACCCUUGUCAUUGGGAGAACCAAAACUGUGUCAACUGGAAAAUAAUCUACAAGUCAUGGUGUUUUUGGGAAAAUCUAAAAAGUGUGUUGCGGUAUGCCUCUGUGGAAAAAUUUGUUAGUGGAUUGAAUGGUAUUUCUGCUAUGAAAGUUUCAGAUUACAUUUAAAAGCUGAAUUCCUAUGCUAUGCUGAUACCAGAAUGUUUUAUGUAGGAGAAUGGCUGCUAAUGAGUACAUGUCAUGGCGGAGGCAAACUGAUUGCAAAGAACUUGAGCAAUCACAUAAUGCUGGAUGUGUAUGUGGGCACUAGACCUAUUGUAGGUUUUGAUUUGGUUAUAUCACACAGAGAAUGUGUGUCAAAUGUGAGAAACUUAGGAGUUCUUGAGGACUUUUUCAACACACUGAAACACAAUGAAAUUUGGUUAGACAUGAAAGAUUGUUAUGUCCAGAUAGGAAAAACAUAUUGCCAUAUGGUGGAUAAAGUGAGACAAAAAAUAAGGCAUUCUUAUGGGUACGAGGUAAAGCUUAUAAAUGAAGGUCCCAAUUCAGUUUUGUACUUAAACAAAACAUGUAGCAGAGUGAAGGGCCCUGAUGUGAUGGAGUUGGAACUCUGUAGCCAAUACGGUAGUAUUGUGGAUUUUUGGCAAAACAAGAUAACUGUACGUGAUGAUAGUCAAAUGUCAAAAAUUGACACUUUUACCAUCAACAUGAAAAGACAGGAGUUGUUUGAGAACUUGACAAUGCCAAUAUACAAGUCACCACAAGACUUUGGAAGAGUUUACACCUGGCAUGGGUUAUUCUUCACUAAUUACUCAUAUAGCCGAAUUCUGUUUUUCCAAACAGAGAGAGACAUGUUUAGAAUAAUACCUUCAAUAAAAAUGGGCUGUAUUACUGCAGUCCUAUACUACUCCACAUAUCUAUUCCUGGGCACUGACAGAGGGCAGUUGAUGAUAUACAGGGUCAAAGACCUAGAGAGAGAGAGUGAGUGGAUCGUAGCCGAGCCUGACCCUGCCUUUAAUAGUUUGAUUGAAGUUGGAUGUAAGAUUGUCGAAAUAGCAGUAGUUGAACCAUCUCGCCACACUGAAAACAAACCCAUGAUCAUAUGUGCCUCCCCUGAAGACGUCUACUUGAUUUCAUUCCAAAAACUCUAAAAAUGGGAGGAAGAAGUAUCAGGGGCAUCACAACAAAGAAAGUUGGAAAACAAAUUUUACCUACUAGAUUUUUAUUUUUAAAAUAAAAAAGUGUACUUUAGAUCAUUUGAAGGAGGGUAUUAAAAUCAUUCAAUUUUUGGUGAAUAAUUCAUCUUUUAUGUUAAACAUAUAAUUUUAUUGUUUUAAACUGUUUUUGUUUACAGAGUUAUAGUUGUGAAAUGAUAAUACUUUGUCAGAUAUAAGUGUAGUAGCAAUAAUUAUUAAUUCUGUACCUGUCAAAUGUAUAUUAAGAUUUAAUCUUACUAGUACUAAGUUUUAAGCAAAAAAUUACAUAAGGCUUUGUGGUUUAUGUAAGUUAACUUAUUUGCUGUGUUUAAUUGAAGUAUGUAUGUGAUACUGUAUGAUAAACAUCUCUGUAAUCUAAUCUCACAUAUAGGCAUCUCAUAUAUUAAGUUAUCAGAAAAUAACUUUACAAAAAUAACAUUGAUGUUAGACAGUAAUGUUAGAUUAAUAGAAAACUUUCAAAACAAUAUAAAAAUAUAUUGAUGUUACCAGUUCAUUAUUUAUUAGAAAACUUUAAAACAAUGUUCAAUAAGUGUUAAACCUGAUUAUUUUGUAAGUCUCUAAUAUUUUUAUCCCUGUCACUCAUUAAAAUUAGCAUUUCUUUACAACACUAAAUUUGUAUUAGAUAAUAAUAAUGUGUAUUAGUUGUUUAGUUCUGUUUAAUUGUAAUAUUAAACUUAAAACUUAAAAUAAAUGUCUUUACGGAAUUA